AUGACAAAGGUUCUUGUGGAGAAUGGCGCAGAUGUCAAUGCUCAAGGAGGAGAUUUUGGCAGUGUACUGCAGGCAGCAACAAACAAGGGAAAUCUGGACAUAGUCAGAUUCCUCAUAGAGAGAGAUGCAAAUGUCAAUGCACAGGGCGGGUUUUUUGGGAAUGCACUCCAGGCACCAGCAAGGUAUGGGAAUUUGGAUAUUGUCAAGUAUCUUGUGGAGAAUGAUGCAGAUAUUAAUGCAGAGGGAGGGGCAUAUGGGAAUGCACUGCAGGCAGCAGCAUUUGGAACAAAUUUCAGUAUUGUCAAGUUCCUUGUAGAGAAAGGUGCAGAUGUCAAUGCUCAGGGAGGAGCUUAUAGGAAUGCACUCCAUGCUGCAGCCUUUGCAGGAAGUUUAGAUAUUGUGAAAUAUUUAGUUGAGCAUGGUGCUGAUGUCAAGGCUCAAGGGUUAUUUGGGACUGCAUUGCAAGCUGCAGAACAACAGAAAUGGUCCAGUAUUGCUGAUUUUCUAACAACAUAUGCAAAGAAUGCACCAUAA
Messenger RNA from Lentinula edodes (shiitake mushroom), 534 nucleotides. RefSeq names its product ankyrin repeat-containing domain protein. Lineage: Eukaryota; Fungi; Basidiomycota; Agaricomycetes; Agaricales; Omphalotaceae. Bases 1 to 534 code for a protein of 177 amino acids. The transcript has a single exon. The record is from RefSeq and is a predicted model, not a curated record. Gene Ontology annotation, molecular function: protein binding.